Molecule: messenger RNA, 2159 nt
Organism: Teleopsis dalmanni
Lineage: Eukaryota; Metazoa; Arthropoda; Insecta; Diptera; Diopsidae
Product: peptidyl-prolyl cis-trans isomerase sig-7-like
Exons: 2
Biological process (GO): protein peptidyl-prolyl isomerization
Cellular component (GO): nucleus
Molecular function (GO): peptidyl-prolyl cis-trans isomerase activity; RNA binding
Source: RefSeq, a predicted model, not a curated record
UUAUUCUCACCACAGCUGUCUACUAACUUGCGAGAGUGCUUGUAAAGUUUAUGUUCUUGUGCUACUUUUAUAAUUAAGUUAUUACUGAAUAUUACACGUUCAACAUGUCGGUGGUUAUUGAAACCACAAUCGGUGAUAUUACGGUUGAUUUAUUUACCGAGCAGCGGCCAAUUGCGUGUCUCAACUUCAUAAAACUGUGCAAGCUGAAGUACUACAAUUACAAUUUGUUCCAUACAGUGGAACAGAAUUUUAUUGCCCAAACUGGUGAUCCUAGUGGAGCUGGAAAUGGAGGUAGUUCUAUUUGGGGUGUAAUUGAAGGUCCACAAAAACGAUUUUUCCAAGCUGAAAAUUUGCCAAAGAUAAAUCAUACAAGCCCUGGUUUGCUGUCACUAGUAAGUCCAGGUAAAAAUUUGGUUGGCUCGCAAUUCUUCUUUACAUUAGACUCUAAUUUAACAUUUUUGGAUGGUGUACAUUGUGUUAUUGGAGAGGUGGUCGAGGGUUUUGAUAUAUUACGCACGUUGAAUGAAACUAUUGUCGAUGAUAAUAGUCGACCUUUUCAGGACAUACGCAUUACACAUACUGUUAUACUUAAUGAUCCAUUUGAUGAUCCGCGAGGUUUUCAAGUGCCAAGUCGUUCGCCAUCACCCAAUGAGGAACGUCUAAAAAAUGGGCGGAUUGCUGCUGAUGAGGACAUUUAUGACACAGAAGGCAAAAGUGUUGAAGAACUGCAGGAGAUGAUAGCCGAUCGUGAAGCAAAAGCACGUGCAACUAUUUUAGAAAUUGUGGGUGAUAUUCCAGAUGCUGACGUAGCGCCACCAGAAAAUGUACUAUUUGUUUGUAAACUCAAUCCAGUAACAACGGAUGAUGAUUUGGAAAUAAUAUUUAGUCGCUUUGGUAGAGUAAAAACUUGUGAAGUUAUACGUGACAAAAAAACAGGAGAUUCUCUACAGUAUGCUUUUGUUGAAUUUGAAGAGCAAAAAUCAUGUGAAGCGGCUUACUUUAAAAUGGAUAAUGUACUUAUUGACGAUAGACGUAUACAUGUAGAUUUCUCUCAAUCUGUCGCUAAAGUAAAAUGGCGAGGUAAGGGCCGUGGUGUGGAUGGAAUGCAAGGAAAGUUUGAUUUUAACGAUUUAAGUGAGGAAAAAAAUAAAAAAGGGGAAAGUAGAAAUACUUAUAAAAAUCGGCGUCGUUCACCUGAAUAUAGACAGUAUGAUAGAAAAAAUAGAUCUCCACGUCGAAGUCGCAGUAGAGAACGCCGGGACUUUUCUGCUAGAAAACGAAAAGAUGAUAGUAGUGAAAGAUAUACUAAAAGUAAUAAAUAUAAUCGCAAGUCUCCUGCACAUAAUGAUGACGCUAAAUAUCAUCGAGCACGACAUCAGAGUCAAAGUCCAUCUCGUAAGCAUAGGUCUAACUCGAAGAAUCGUAAUAUCAAUCGUGAUGAAAGGAGCCGAUGUAGUCGUAGCCCAGCACGUGUACAAAACGAAUAUUCUAGAGAGCGUGAAAAUUAUCGUAAAAGAAGAAUGGAGGAUAACUCUAGUCCUGACCGCACAUACAAAAAUCGUCAUAGUCCCCUGCGUGGACGUCGAGCUGACCACAAUGAUUAUGAAAGAAAUCGUCACCAUCGCAAUACGCAUAGUCCACCACGCAAUUAUAGAGAUGAACGUAAACAUGACAGGCAAAGGUCUAACAGCAAUAGUCCUUCACGCCGGGAUAGAUUAGAUCCCAAAGUGUGUGAACGAAAAAAUGGUAAAAGUAAUGAUAAUAUAGAGCAUAGACGUCGAACCGAAUUAACGCAACAUGAACGAAGCGAAAGGCACAGCAGAUAUGAUAGUGUUAGUAACAACCAUAAACCCUUGUAUGACAGCCGCACACGAAAGGACCACAGUGUGGAUAAGAGUAUAAAACCUUCACAUGAUGAGAAAAAGAAACGUAAAAUGAGUGAACAAAAGGAUAGAAAAAGAAAGAAUAAAAAAACUAAAGACUCAUCCUCUAGUGAAACGGAAUCUAACAGCUCAACUAGUGACAGCAGCACAACUUCAAGCUCCAGUUCAACUAGUGACAAUAGUACACCCUCAAGUUCCAGUUCUAGUUCUCAAGAUGAGCGUAAACGUAAAAAAAAUAAAGAAAAAAAAUCUAGAAAAACAAGCAAAAAAUAUAAA